AUGCCAGGGGGUCGCAGGGGUCCGAGCAGACAGCAAUUGAGCCGCUCUGCCCUGCCCUCCCUGCAAACUCUUGUUGGAGGCAACCUGGGCAAUGGUACAGGCCUCAGGAACAGGAACAGCAGCUCCUUGGGUCUCUCCGCACCACCUUUGUCGGCCGUCAUAACCCCAGAGCCUGUCCGCCACUCGAAGAUUCCCGUGCUGCCUUUGGUCAGCGGCCUGCUGUUUGAGGUCCUGCUUUUUCUUUAUCUACUGGUGGCCUUGUUUGUCCAGUACAUCAACAUCUACAGGACAGUUUGGUGGUACCCGUACAGCCAUCCACCCACGUCUACCUCACUGAGCUUCCAUUUAAUGGACUAUCACCUGGCUAUCUUCAUUACAGUCAUGUGUGCCAGGAGGCUUGUAUGGACUAUAGUUUCAGAGCUUUCUCAUAGCAGCAAUGGGUCACAAAUCUGCUAUUUGGUUUUGAUGGCCGUGCGACUGUGUCUGCUCACCAUUUGCUUUUGGGUACUCUGUUGGACGCUGGUCAACCUUUGCAAGAACCACUCAGUUCUCAACCUGCUCUUCUUGGGAUACCCGUUUGGCGUGUACGUCCCACUUUGCUGUUUCCACCAGGAAGGACAAAAGAGCCAAACGUUGACAGCCGACUGCGAUUACUCUGCCGACCACCAGCAGGCGGAGCUGACGGAAGCCCCUUUCUUUCGUCCGCGGGACUUCCUUUUGUUGUUGCGAGAAAAUCUCCGGGAACAGUUUUCAACACCGCCGCACAUGCCCACGCACACGUGCCCGCCCGACACGGACUCUCACACGCCUGAUCUGAUUCGAUCGGAGGUGGAGGAGCUGAAGAGCGACUUCAACCGGCGGAUUAAGGAAGUGCUCUUCAAUUCGCUGUUCAGUGCUUAUUAUGUCGCCUUCUUGCCUUUAUGUUUUGUACGGAGCACCCAAUACUAUGACAUGCGGUGGUCAUGCGAGCAUAUGAUCAUGGUGUGGUUAAACGCCUUCGUAAUGCUCAUGAGCCAGCUUCUGCCCCCAAACUACUGCGACCUGCUUCAUCGCUCUGCGGCUCACUUGGGCCGAUGGCAGAAGCUGGAGCACGGCUCGUACAGUAAUACGCCACAGCAUGUGUGGUCAGAACAGACAGUUUGGCCUCAAGGGGUGUUGGUACGACAUAGCCGCUGCCUAUAUAAAGCGGUGGGAACGUAUAAUGUCGCUAUGCCCUCUGAUGUUUCUCAUGCAAGAUUUUAUUUCCUGUUCCACAAGCCAUUGCGGAUCCUGAACCUGCUGAUCUGGAUCGAAACUGGUGUGGUUCUGUAUCAGUUAUACUCUCUGUUGCUCUCCGAGCGCUGGAACCACACUCUCUCUCUGGGCCUUAUUCUUUUCUGCAACUACUAUGUCCUAUACAAGCUGCUCAGAGACCGUAUAGUGCUGGGCAAAGCCUACUCGUACCCUCUGUCCGAUAAUUUGGGCUUAAAGCCUCAGUAA
This is a messenger RNA of Nerophis lumbriciformis (worm pipefish), 1479 nucleotides long. The record is from RefSeq and is a predicted model, not a curated record. NCBI's taxonomy places the organism in Eukaryota, Metazoa, Chordata, Actinopteri, Syngnathiformes, Syngnathidae.